Messenger RNA from Chlamydomonas reinhardtii, 2328 nucleotides. RefSeq lists its product as uncharacterized. Lineage: Eukaryota; Viridiplantae; Chlorophyta; Chlorophyceae; Chlamydomonadales; Chlamydomonadaceae. Bases 185 to 1771 code for a protein of 528 amino acids. The transcript is spliced from 4 exons. The record is from RefSeq and is a predicted model, not a curated record.
GUUAUGAUGAUAUUAGUUUGACUUCCUGCUGCGUGACUUGACUCGACUCACGCGCUGUAACUUAAAAGUUUUCGUCUGCCGCGGCACUCCAAGUACCAGAAGUUAUUAUGAUUAUGAGACAUAUGCAGCUCACACCAAACGUCUGGGCCGUUGGCGGCAGUGGCCUUCGAUGACCGGGUGAUAAAUGGGCUUCAAGGAAAAUAGCUCGCACGGCCUCCACAAGCGAUGGGUGGAGCGCAAGUUGGAGCUGGAGGUUGGCAAGGUGCAGGCCAAGCUGAUGUCCAAAGGCAUUGCAAUACCUGACCCAAAGCCAGACGAUGUGGAAGCCAGCACGCGCCUGGCGGUGGCGCACCUGCCAAAGCUGCACGUCGACAUGUACGGCCGGAACCCUAACGGCACGCACAAGGCCUCUCCGGAGCGGCUGCAGCGCGGCAGCGCCGCCUCCAAGCAGCAGCAGUCCGUGGUGGAGCGAUUGGAACGGAUGAUGAACCCGGGGGUGAUGGGCGGGUUACCCGACGAGCUGGCGGCAGCCUAUGGUUUGCCACGCUCACCACGCUGUGAGGUUCCCGAGUUAAGCCCCAAUGGCGCAGCCCACGGCUGGCGGCGCGGCAGCGGGACGGUGACAGUAGCAGCGGGGGCUGGCGGGCUGCCACCCGGGUCGCCGAGCCACCCACGAGGUGGCGUGCAAACCUCACUGGGGUCGCCACGACUCUCCUCGCCACGCUCCGGCUCUCCAGGCGCCACGGGGUCUCUGGGUGCGCAUGGGCACAGCUACAGCAACCCAAUCAGCGCCGCCGCGGCUUCUGCGGCCCUAGCUAGGCAUGGCAAGGCGGCAGCGGGCCACGGCGGCGGCGGCGCAGGGCCGCAUCCUGCGGUGACCUCCCAUAGCGGGGCAGUUGCAGGCGCCGCGGCUGAUGCUGCAGGGGAGGUGGGGGCGGAGGCGCCGGAACCGCCUAGCCCCGUGCCGGUGCAGCUGCGGCCUGACUUGGAGGGGGCGGACGCGCGCAUUGAGGGCGCCAUGUUGGAGGUGGAGCGAGUGACGUUGCCGGCCAACGAGAUGGGCAUCCGGGAGCGCGUCAUCCACCUGGCACGCCAGGUUAACCCUAAUUUUGAGCUGCAGCCGCCGCGCAACCGCGCCAGGCUGGCUGGCGGCGACUACGGCCGCAGCCGCCGCGACCUGAGCCUGUGGCGGCGCAGCAGCAGGCAUCUGGGCGGGGCGGCGGGCGGCACCAGCUUUCGCGAGCAGGAUGCGAGUGGUGGCGGGACGUCUCGGAGUCAGGGCGGCGCCGCGUCACGACGGGAGCAGCCCUUGCCGCAGCUGAGUGGGCAAGGGACCGAUCGUGCCAAGUCGAUCGGACGGGCGCGGUCGAAUGGGAGAGGCGGGCCAAGCGCACCGCAGUCACAUCGGAGCAUAGUUGCCAGCGCCGGUGGCGGCGGCGGUGGGGCGGGAGCCGGCAAUGAGAUCUUGCCGCCGCUGAGCCCAGUCUCUGCCAGCCGACUGGCGGUGUCGCAUUCUUAUACCAGUGAGCUGCCCGGCGUCAGCUCCUCGACCUCGCUCCCAAAGCUGGGGGCCCGGUCCUCGGGAGGCGAGGGAGGCGACGCGGAUUUGCUGGGCGCCAAUUUCCCCGAGGACACGGCAAACACGCUGAUUGAGCUGUGGGAAGGGUCGCUCGAAGCGCAAGCGGUGGAGGCAGCGGCACGCGCAGCGGCGGAGGAGGCGGAGCCGUGCGAGUCUGAGGGGGAGGGCGAGGAGCUGGGUGGGCAGGGGUAGGGGCGGGUCCUGGUGGGGGCACUACUGCUGCACGCGAAGCGGCAGCCGACGCAUGGCCACAAGUACCCGGGUGACAAGAGACAUGGCGCUGCGUUGGUUGAAGCCAUGCUUGUGAUACAUAUACCGGUGAUGGCAGGGGUGAUGGUCAGAUGGUGGUGUGGCUCUCGUCUGUGAAUCUGUGAUAGCACUAUUAAUGACACAUGGUGCAUGCCAUGCUUGUCCAGUAGAGGCUGAACUGCAUGACAUCGGGGCGAGUGCAUUUUGACGCCGGAAGCGUAACACAGCAGUGAUGCGUGCUUGCAGCUAACAGUUUUAAUUCUUAGGUAGGACUACAAGACUCUGCCACCGUAAAGUGCACGUGCAAUUCGCACGCAAGCUACGGCCAGCCCUCGCAUGGGGGCCCCAAAGCAGGGGCGUUCCUACUGGAGGCAAUCCUUCUCCUGGCCUGGGAACCGCGGGUGGCCAUGCAUGUGGCUUCACCAGCUUAUCGGUCUCACCCUGCUCUCACCCCAAAAGCCCAACUGUGUUGCCCGCCUGCCAUUUCUAUAACCCUAUGG